AUGGAAGCAGGAGUGGUCCACGCGGUCGGCAAGCUCUGUGAGACACUAGCCACUAUGCCACCCGGCGAAUCAGGCUCUGUAUGGAUCACGUCACUUUUCAAGUUAGAUGUGUUUCGGUGGCUAGUUGCCUAUAUACUGCAAGGUGGUAUGCCAACGUUGUAUCUCUCGCGCGCUCACCGUUCACCAACCAAGCUCAUGUGA
Messenger RNA from Auxenochlorella protothecoides, 201 nucleotides. RefSeq lists its product as hypothetical. The coding region runs from base 1 to 201 and encodes 66 amino acids. NCBI's taxonomy places the organism in Eukaryota, Viridiplantae, Chlorophyta, Trebouxiophyceae, Chlorellales, Chlorellaceae. The record is from RefSeq and is a predicted model, not a curated record. The transcript has a single exon.